GUGACGUCAGCGGCGGCGCCGGCGGAGGCCGGUCCAGACCCGGUCCGGCGGCGGCGUGGCGCGGCCGCCCGCGGCCCGGUGGUUCGGUGCUCCGCCGGCGGCGAGCGGGCGGUGUGCGCAGCGGCGGUGACGACAGCCGGCUGACACGACCCGUGUGUAGUGCAGUGUGGGCGGUUCUUGUGACGGGUGUACCCGCCUCGGUGAUAGAAUGGCUCGUGCACAGUCACACACGGCUCCGUCCCACGCGUGUGAUUCAGUGCGGUCGUCGCGCGCCACCGCCCCACGCUCGGUGACGUGGUCCCGCGGAGUAAACAAGGUCCGUGUGUGAGGUGUCCGGGGUGGAGACCGAUCCGGUGACCAAAUACGGCGAGCCGGCUUAUUAUCCACUACCUCGAAACGAUCCAAUGAAUAUACAACGCAGCCUCAUGAGGAAUCUGGCCGAAGUCGUCUGAAGACGAAGUGGCGAAGUUCCCGGAAUUCUAUCAAGAUGGGCGAGCAUUCCUCUUCCCUGGCCUCACUGGGACUGGACUCGUCGGCCGGACUCGCGCUGGACUCUGGCCAGCUCCUUCAGGACGCGGCGACAAAGCGAAAACUGGCCGGCAGUGGUCCGCUCGCGCAGGUGCUCAAGCGGCGCCAGUGUCCGUCCGGUCCCUCCGAGCCGAUCGUCGACACUCCGCCGACUCCGGCCGGGCUGCCGGACGGGCCUGACUUCUGGAGCGGCGGCGGCGGCGGCGGCGGCGGCGGCGCGGGGUCCAGUGACGGAGCUGUCGGCGCGGUGCCGAGACCGCAGCUCGCGCGACAGCUGGGGCACGGCCUCAGAGCGGGUCUGGCCGGCGGCGGAGGCGGGGUCCAGGGGCAGCGGCAGGCGCGCGCGGCGGCGGCGGCCAUCGGCUGGCGGUCGGCGCCUCAGCGCUCGUUCCCUCCGAGCGGCGACAGUCUGCAGGUGCAGGAGAUCAGCAGCGAGCUGUGGCAGGAGCCCGAGCUGGUGCAGCAGCUGCGCACCUCCUCCCUGGAGAGCUGCGGCGCCCUCCCGGCCGCCGGGGUGGUCGUGCAGGAGGUGGAGACCGACCCGGAGUCGGUGCCGGGCUCUCCGCGCUCCUCGCCCGGCACGCCGGAACGGCCGCGCGCCCAGCACGGCCUCAGUAUCGUGGAGCUGCACUACGCCGAGGAGGAGGAGCACCAGGAGCACUGGGAGCAGGAGAGCAGCACCACAGAGGAGCUGGUGGUGCUGCCGGAGCGAGCUGUGGGCACCACCGCCCUCAGGCCAGGCGGCGACGAGCCUGCUCUGUUCACUCUCCGACCCCUGCGGCGUCUGAUGCAUCCCGUCCGCCGCUGCCUCUCUCCUAUGGCGGAGGAGUCCUGUGAGGAACUCGACUGGAGCGAGCCAAGAGCGCGCACAGCCAGACAGAGAGAGGACGAGGAGGAGGAUGAGGAACGGGAGGAGGAGUCCUCGUCCUCCUCCGGGACGCUGCACGUGCGAGAGGACGCGGAGGAGAGUGUGAGGAGUGAGUCGGUAUCGGCAGAUUCUCGAGUCCGAGAGGAGGAAAGGAUGGAAACGUCCAACGAGUCUUCAACGGUAGAGACUCGCGCAAAAGGGAGGAUGGAUACGAUAGAAGAGUUGUGUGAAACGCGAUCUGUUGAGUCCCGUGUUCGCUGCGAUAGGAGUGGCGAGAAGGUGAAUGCGGGGUCCCUGCCGGCUGUGUCUGGUGAGGAGAAGGAAAUGGACUGUGAUAUAUCGUUUAGUGAGUCGUUACCAGUGGAAUCCAGGGUUAGACCUGGUGGUGCUAGGAAACGCUUGGAAAACGGUUUGAGUGAAGAAUCGGUGGCAAGCUCUGACGACUCCGUAAAGAAUGAUUCGAGAAGCGCUGGGACAGAGGACGCCACAGAGUCCAGCCAAUCGUCAAGCCGGUCGACACAGCACAGAACGAGCUGGUCACUACCGAGCGAGGCUGUUAAAACGGACUUCAGAACACUCUACAUCCCGCGAACAAGCGUGUCAUCUUCCAACGGCUCCCGCGCGGCGGAGACGAACAGCAGCAGUGUAGUGAAUAGAGUGAGCUGGUCACUUCCUAAUGAAGCACGUAUACGUAAUGGUAACGGAACUAAUGAAUCCGCUGCCAAGGAACAGAGCAAAAAGGACCCUGAUCACAAUGUGACGACGACCGUCAGUUCCUCUCUGCCGAACGUGGCGAUAUCCAGGGAGGCAAGGCAGAGGAAAAGCACCGUACUGAGCGGAUCAGUGCCGAAUGAGGCACGGCUGAAAGAGGAAGAAAAGUCGAAAGAGUUAGAAAAAGGUGGUGAUAAGGCGGAAAACCGAUCUCAAACUUCUUCCAGCACAGAUGCAAAGGAUGAAAGCAAAGUAGAGAUUAUCGAUCGCACAAAUGACAAAAAGUACAAUUUCAGUGCCUUGAGAAUGAAAAGAAAACAAGCACAAUUAGCAGCUAAGGACAAGAAGGAAGGCAAAACAAAAUCAAACACUACCAAUCAAUCAAAAAGGCCGUCGAAGUCAUCGACAGCGAAAGAAAAACCAGCCGCCUCCGAGAGUAGAGACGAGAACCCUGAAACUGGAUCAAGUAGAUUGAUGCCAGACUCUGCCGAGGGCGACGAGGGAAGGGAUUCGCAGAAAUGUAGCGAACCGGCAAAGACUGGGAAAAGUGAAAAGGCCAAAGAUGCACCCAGCACUGCAACCAAAUCGAAAACUUCGCAGGAGAUAAUCGAAGAUCUGGAGAGCGACACGAGCUGGCGAACGAUACGACCCACGGAUCCUAAAGAAAACAACAGCGGCCAACGUUUAGAGCCUCCAUCAGUGCUGACUCCUCUGACCGACCUCGAGUGCUACGUCACGGAGACGCUGAUGCUGAGUGCCGAGGUCACCGGUCAACCGUGUCCCGAGGCACGCUGGGUCAGCAAACCGUUCCUGUCCAGUCAGCAGGAGGAAUCACUGAGCACACUCAAGGAGGGUCAGACGGUGAAGACGGACGACCACCACCUGAUCCAGCGUCAGGGACCUCAUCGCCACCGGCUGGUCCUGCCGAGACUGAGCUACAAGGACGCCGGACGGUACACCGUGGUGUUCACCAACUCACAGGGCGAGGCCGCCUCGCACUGCAAGGUCGUCGUCAGACCGCUGACCGAGCUGAGGGCGCCCCAUUUCUUCACUCCCCUGGUGCCGCGAACGGUGUGCGCCGGUGAUAAGGCCCAGUUCAGCUGUGAGGUGCGCGGGUCACCGCUGCCCAGUGUCACCUGGUUUAAGGACUCGGUGGCGCUGCGCGCCGGUCCAGAGGUUCUGAUGACCUAUAAGCUGACCACCGGGCUGUGUUCGCUGACCCUGGUAAAGGUCCAGGUCGGCGACGGAGGACAGUAUACGUGCCGCGCCUCCAACCAACACGGUCAUACUCAGAUCCAGACCACACUCCAAGUCAUCGAAAACGAACAAUGCGAUUCGACCGAGGCGAAGUCACAGGACACUGCGGGCCGUGUAUCUGCGGAAGCGACAUCGAUAGACACUCAGGACACAUCGUCUACCAAAACCGCAGCGGGUGGAAUAUCCAGAUCAACGGAAAACGGGAAUCUGGAUGAAGCCAAAUCACCUCCUGUUAUAAACCUGGCACCAUCAGAUGCUACGUCUCCACAAAAUAUGACGCAUAAAGCCCAAGACACCAUCCCAAACGGUUUAGCACAGCCCUCUGGUGCUGUAAUUCAUUCCAAAGAGCAAAUGGUAGCACCUACCACCCAGUCCUCCAGCGGAGGAGGCUCAGUAACGAACACAUCUACGAGAGGGGAGCAGCCGUCGUCCUCCGGGGUGUCCUCCCGUCCGACCGGGGAGGUGGCGCCACCUAGCGCCCAGGCCGGGAAAGCUCAACAGAUGGCGCCACAGGGUACUGCUCCUGGCUCCAGCGAGGAGAGGAAAACGUUAUCGCCAGCAUCGGACAUCUCAUCUUCACAAACAGUCCAGUCCAGCACAAAUGCUUCAAACAAUGAUGUGCAGGUGCCGGGCAUCACCAGUUCGUCUUCAGCGAAAGCGUCUGUGGUCAUCAACCAUCCCAUCAAAGUGGCACCAUCAUCAGAAAACCUGCCGGAAAAGACACUCACUACGGAAACUCCAGGGAAAACGUCUUUCAAAAACACCUCGAAUGUGAAGUCAACCAGCCUCCAUGAGAAGACACCGGGUGUCGCAUCUUCAAAAAACGUUUCUUCAGUGGAUAACUCUACCCAAAAUGCAACUAUCAACGAAUCGUCAUCUGUCAAAGAUCGUCAGCGAACGGUUGAGGCUCUCAAAAUUUCGACAGAGCAGGCUGGUGACGUCAGAUCCCAUCCAGUUGAGCUGACGCUGCCCGACGUCGGCAGGUCACAUCCCAUUCAAGUCCCGUGUCAGGUGGCACUGUCUCAUCCGAUCGAGAGCGACUCACCAGUCAGGACCACCAAGGCAGGAAGAGAGAGCUGCAAAAGGGCACCGCAAAAUAGCGACAGGCUGAAGGGCCCGCCGGAGGAGAAGGACCCGCCGCCGGAAGAGGAGGAGAGGGAGCCGACCGACCCGCCGCCGCCGGCAGCGGACCGCCCCGACCACCAGCUGACGGCGCCAGGUGCCAGCGGAGCCGCCACCGACGCCACCGACGCGCCGCCGCCGACGGCCGCACCAGAGCUCGGACGCGCGCCAGAGGACGCGCCUGACGUCGGGAGAGGACUGAGGCGAACCGGGGAGAGCUCACUCAGCAAGCCGCCUCCGGUCAUCAGCUGGCGGAACGACGCGCGACCCGUGCCCCGGUCAGCGCCGGUCAGGGUCAUGACCUCGCCGGAGGCGGAGGUGACGAUGGACGCGACUGAGGUGGCUCCUGAGGCGGUUGCUGAGUCGGCACCUGAGGCGGCCCCUGAGACGGAGGUCACCAACGAGCCAACAGUAGCCAGCGAAGAGCCAGCGAUUGCCGAAACGGCGCAACCCGCGGCAGAACCCGCAGCAGAGGAGACUCCUGCCACCGAGGAGCCAGUUUCACCACCACCAAAGGAGGAGGUCCCAGAGCCGGCCGCCGAGCCUGUGGUCGCUGAGGAACCUCCCGUCCCUGAGGAGCCUCCCGCCUCAGACCCUCCCUCCGUCCAGCCGCCAUCGGUGGAGGAAGCGCUUGCACCCGUCCAGGCGGUAGCCGGCUGUCCGGGUCGGCUGGAGGGUCGUAUCAGCGGCGUACCCAAGCCGACCGUGGCCUGGUCGAGGAACGGCGUGACGCUGCACCCGGAUGGAGAGCGUGUCCGCCAGUACCAUCACGAUGACGGCACGUUCGGACUGGAGAUCGCAGAGAGUCGGGAGGAGGACGUGGGGACGUACGCGGCCACGGCCGUCAACUCUGCCGGCCAGGCCGCCACAGAGGCCGCCUUCCAGCUACUAGACACCAGCACGGCCGGCAAGGAGUGGGCUCCCGACUUCACCACACCUCUGCUCGGAGCCAAGGUGGACGAGGGGGGUGCCAUCGAGCUGGAUACCCACAUCACGGGCGUGCCCAUCCCGGAGAUCACCUGGACUAAGAACGGCGUGCCCAUUGAGGCCGGACCGCGCGUCACCUUAGGCUACGACAGCGACAAGGCCACGCUGUCGAUCAAACCAGCGGAGACGUCCGACGCUGGAAAGUACGAGAUCACCAUCAAGAACAAGCUUGGUGAGAAGAGCUCGGCCGUCAAGGUCAAGAUCAACAAGAUUUACACGGUUCCGCAGUUCGCCGAGAAGCUCAUGGACGUGCAGCAGAUCCCCGGCCUGGACGCCAAGUUCGCCUGCCGCGUCACCGCUCUCCCCAAACCAGAGGUGCAGUGGCUCUUCAACGACCAGCCGCUCAAGUCUUCCAAAAAGCACAAGAUUCGCCGCGAGGAGGACGCUUGCACGCUCUCUGUGCGCGAGUGCGCCGAGGGAGACGCUGGCACCUACACCUGCCGCGCCACCAACAGCGAGGGUACCGUCUCCUCCAGCGCCGACCUCCGGGUGGUCGACAAACUGGACCGGAAGCCGAAACUGGAGGCGCCGCUCUUCCUGAAGUCCAUCGGCGACUGCGAGGUGUUUCCCGGCAUGCAGGCACGCUUCACGGGCUGUGUGGCCGGAAACCCGGAGCCGGAGUGCGAGUGGUACAGGAACGACGUGCGCAUCUACCCCAGUGACCGUAUUGUGGUCGAGAACGACGGCUCCGGCCUGGUGCGUCUCACGCUGCGGACCGUGGAUGAGACGGACGCCGGCCGGUAUCGUCUGAGGAUCCGCAACAGCGAGGGCGAGGCUGCCUGCGAGGCCGACCUCACCUACGACUCGUUUGAGAACACGCCCACCAAGCCGCUGAAGGACCAGUACCAGACGCUGGAGAGGCAGCUCAAGUCGGGCAUCCCCAUGCCGCUGGCCGACCCGCCCAUCGUCUCCAGGAUGUCGGACCGUCAGCUGACGUUGUCAUGGAAACCGUCGCCGGCCGCCGGCCAGCACAUCCCACCCACCUACACCGUCGAGAUGGCCAAAAUGCCAGAGGGAGGCUUCGCCGUCGUCCACACUGGUGUUCGUGGCUGCUCGGUGGAGAUCAAGCGCCUGGAGCCGCAGUGUGAUUACAAGUUCCGAGUGAUUGUCGAGAACAAGCACGGAGCCAGCGAGCCGUCCCCGCACACCGUGGCGCACAGGGUUGGUCUGGUACCGUCCCCACCACCGGAGAACCCGACUCUGCCCGACGGAGACACCUUCAGGGCGGACAGCUCACCUCUCUUCCCGCGCGGCUUCGACAUGGAGAAGCAUACCAACGGCAAAGGGCACCCGCCCACUUUCCUACGUCAGGAGAGUAACAUGCAGUACGGCGUUAAGGGCCGCGACGCCAAGCUCCGCUGGUACAUCUUCGGCUUCCCCAAGCCCGACUUCAGCUUCACCUUCAACAACGUGACCAUCGAGAUGACGGGCCGAUACAGCUGCUCCUACAACAACGCCGGCGAAUUGACCUUGGUCAUCAACAGUAUGCAGGAGCGCGACCAGGGCGUGUACGAGGCGCUGUGCACCAGUAAGUACGGCGAGGCGCGGCAGAAGGUGAUCCUGCGGAUGUCCGAGCCGCCGCGCUUCCUGCAGCACCCCGAGGAGACGACCGUGAUGCAGCGCGAACAGGCGCGCUUCGAGGCCCGCGUCACCGGCGUGCCAAUGCCGCAGAUCCAGUGGUACAAGGACUGGAAGCCGCUGAAGAGCGACAAACGCGUGCGGAUCCUGUGGCGCGAGCCGGACACCUGUAUCCUGCUGGUGAACGGCUGUCUGAUUCCGAGGGACGGCGGCCUGUACUCGGUCAGCGCCACCACGCCCGCGGGAACCACCAGCGCGUCGGCCAUGCUGCACGUCGAGUUUGACGACGCGAUGUACAACUACAUUUCCUACUCACCGGCACGCUCCAUAAAGCCGCGCAACAAGCCGUUCGAGGAUUUCUGCGACAUUGGCGAGGAGCUGGGCCGGGGCACCCAGGCGGCCACCUACCACGUCAUACAGCGCUCCAACGGCUGCAGUUUCGCCGCCAAGGCGAUGAACGGCAAGGGCGAGCACCGUCUGAGCAUGAACAGCGAGAUGUGGAUCAUGAACCAGCUGCACGACCGGCAGCUGGCGCGACUGUACGACGCCUACGAGUCGCCCCGGCAGCUGAUCCUGGUCCAGGAGCUGUGCAGCGGAGGCGAGGUGCUCGAGGCGCUCUGCAGAGAGCCCACCUACAACGAGUCGGAUGUGGCCAGUGUGAUCCGACAGGUGCUCUGGGGUCUGCAGAGUAUGCACCUCAAGCACAUCGCCCAUCUCGGUCUGACGCCUGGAGACAUCCUCUUCUCUCGUCCCAACGGUGACGAGGUGAAGCUGAUCGACUUCAGUCUGGCGCGACACAUCAACCCGGAGAAGCCGGAGCGUCUCGACUACGGUAUGCCGGAGUUCGUGGCUCCCGAGGCGGUGAACGGGGAGAGCGUCGGACUUCCGGCCGACAUCUGGAGCGUGGGAGUCAUCACCUACCUCCUGCUGUCCGGAACGUCGCCCUUCCGAGGGGAGACAGACCGGGACACUUUGAAGCGGAUCCAGUCUGGCGAAAUGCAAUACGACCUGGAGGUGUUCGCCGAGAUCUCUGAUGAGGCGAAGGACUUUAUCGCCAAGCUGCUGGUGUUCCCCGCUGCCGGUCGGCCGGACGUGAAGACGGCGCUCAGACACCCGUGGCUGGCGUUCGCUGACCGCACGCCGACCUCGGUCAAGGACAGGUCCACCGAUCGGCUCAAACUCUACCUGGAUAAAUUCAGAGCAUGGUACCGUAACGCCUCCUGCCAGACCUGGUUCCGCCGGCGUCCGCUGAGCUCGGCGUUCGAGCACCCCAGUGAGAUGGUGUACCCGUCGGACGUGGCGUACACACCGCCACCGUCGCCGGAGCCGCUGCGGAAGGAGAAGUGGGCGCCGCCGCGCCUGGAGGACGCCGCGGAGGAGGAGGAGCUGGACGGAGAGCCGCCGCUCGACGACCAGCUCGAGUGGAUCGGGGCCGAGAGCCACUACCAGCAGGGUCCCGACACCUACCUGCUUCAGCUGCGCGACACCGGCCUCCCCUCCCGGCUGCGUCAAUACAUCAAGGUGGCCGCCGACCGCUCCCCCACCUUCGCCCAGCGCGCGCUCGACGAGCCCAUGUACGACAGAACUAGCUCCCGGGCCGGAUCCGUCUCCGGUUUGGUGCCGCCCCAUCCGACCCGAGCCGGCUCCGUCUGCUCAGUGGCGUCAUCUAUAGAUGUCGCUGACGGCGUCGAGCUGGCCCAGACUAAACCGAAGCUGCCCACCUGGUGCCAGCUGCCAGUUCUGCACGAGCGGCGUCGGUUCACCGACAUCAUGGACGAGGAGAUUGACGACGAGCGUCGUUCGCGUAUCGACAAGUACAGCGCCGAGCAGGGGCACUACAUGCCGCGCCGCCUGCGUUACGAGCUGAGCGCGCGACCCAGAGCGCUGGCGGAGGCUGACGCCGUCAGGGAGCAGAAGAGGCAGGGCCAGUUCCCGUACUUCCGUGAGAAGCCAUUCGACAUGGCCAUCCAGGAGGGCCAGGCCGCCGAGCUCUCCUGCCUCGCCGUCGGUAACCCCAAACCCAUCGUACAGUGGUUCCGCAACGACGUGGUGAUUGGCGAGACGCGUCGCAUCAAGAUCCUAGAGGAGGCCGCCACGGGCCGCUCCAUCCUGCGCCUGCAGCCGGCCAUGGACUUUGACCAGGGCGUCUACAAGGUCAUCUGCCGAAACAACGUCGGGCAGACGGUGGCCAAGUGUCGUCUGUACCUGGGCUACGACCCUGGUACGUGUGACCUGCCCGAUGUGGCCGACUACACAGACACAGAGGUGCUGCUGCGCUGGAAGGUGCCCACCGAUACCGGCUACUCGCCCAUCCUCGCCUACGGCCUGCAGGCCAAGCAGCUCAUCGAGCACCAGUGGACGGACAUUGCGGAGAAUAUCGGCCACGAGUUCUACCUGGUCAAGGACCUGAAGCCCGAGUCCAACUACCACUUCCGCCUGAAGGCGCGCAACAAGCUCGGCUGGGGGCCGUACAGCGUGCCGACGCCCACCGUCCGUACACGCGGUGCAGGCUGGCCGAAGCGUCUGGAGCUGGGGAAGCUGGAGUCGCUGCUGAUGCAGAUGACGGAGCUCGGCCAGGAGCCAGCCGACCUGGAGGCGCGGCCCGACCUCGACUAUGAGGCCGAGCAGAGCCCCGUCACGUUGACCGAGGGCUCGCCCGAGCAGGCCUACACCUUCCUCGCCGAGAUACAUAGAGGACGCUUCUCGUUGGUGGCCGCCUGCGUGCACACCAUGUCCGGUACAAUCCGCGCCGCCAAACUGAUCGAGGCAGGCUCAGAGGACAGCCUCGAACAGGCGCUGGCCGAGUUCGAGUCGCUCCGCUCGCUGAGACAUGAGCGCGUGGCGGCCCUGUAUGACGCCUACAGGAUGGACACGAAGCUGGUGCUGGUGAUGGAGAAGCUGCUGGGACAGGACGUGCUCAGCUUCUUCCAGGCGCAGCACAACUACUCCGAGGAGAUGGUGGCCACCGUGGUCACACAGAUGCUGGACGGCCUGCAGUACCUGCACUGGCGCGGAGUGGCCCACCUGGACCUGCAGCCCGAUAACGUGGUGCUGACCUCGAGUCGCCGCCUCAGCGUCAAACUGGUGGACCUCGGCUCGGCGCAGCGCGUCAGCAAGCUGGGCAAAAUGGUGCGCGCCGGUGGACACCUCGACUUCACCGCGCCGGAGCUGCUGGUGGACGAGCCAGCCUUCCCGCAGACGGACAUCUGGUCUCUGGGCGCUAUCGCCUACCUGCUGCUGUCCGGCCAGGCGCCCUUCCUCGGAGACACUGAGGACGAGACGCGACAGAACACGCUCUACGUGCGCUUCCGCUUCGAGUACCUCCACAAGGAGAUCACCAACGAGGCCACACGGUUCCUGAUGACGCUCUUCAGGCGCGCGCCCAGCAAACGCCCCACGUGCGACCAGUGCCUGGAGCACCGCUGGCUCAUGUCCAUCGAGUACAUGCAGAAGCGCAGAGAGCGAGCCAUCUUCCUCGGAAACCGGCUCAAGGACUACUCGAACAGCUACCACCAGAGCCGUCAGCGCCAGGCCACGCAGAACACGGACCUGAUUGCCGCCUUCACCAUGGACCUGCUGACCAUCUGAGGCCUCAGCCAUAGGGCGUACCGGCGCGACCGCAGCGGCACCAGCCGGCGAUUAAGCAAAGUUCUAGUCACCCAGCUCGACGCUAGAUGUCCGCCAGCGCUAGCAAAACUCGCUGGCUGGCACGAUUGCUGAAGAGCUGACCCUUCUCCCCGCAUUAUUCCCAACAGAAGCGAGUAGCGAUAGAUGCCACUAGCACAGAUCUCGCCACCAAAAAUGUGUGAUUUGACCACUCCGUACAGAUCUCCUUUUUUCGAACUGACUUACUGAACCGCAUCCGUCCAUCAGGACCGCAAUCAAAGGAAUAACUGCCGGACGUAUACCUCAACACGGAUCAACAUUUAGAGGUAGGUUGCUUCAAGUAGGUUCACCAAGUAAUCUUAUUAUAAACCAAGCGUCAAACUUAGCAAAACAGAGAAGGUAUCAAAUUGUAAUAGUAGGUAGACACUAGUCGUAUGUCGGUUCUUUAGCCUACAGAACUUACAAUUAUUCCCUUCUUAGAAGAAAGUCUUUAGCUAAAAAGGUCCUCUUAGGAAGAAUAUAGCAUUUUAUGAAAGAACGACAGACAACUAUACUCAGGCAAUUCGAGGAGCAGGUACUGUAGCAGUCUCAACGACCCCCCCCCCCCAUGCCGCCCCCGCCCGCUGACCGCCAGCCAAACCCCUCGUGCAAAA
Molecule: messenger RNA, 11310 nt
Organism: Amphibalanus amphitrite
Lineage: Eukaryota; Metazoa; Arthropoda; Thecostraca; Balanomorpha; Balanidae
Product: obscurin-like
Exons: 44
Coding region: 488-10639 (3383 amino acids)
Biological process (GO): protein phosphorylation
Molecular function (GO): protein kinase activity; protein binding; ATP binding
Source: RefSeq, a predicted model, not a curated record